UUUAUGAGGAAGAUCCGGGGGGGGGGCAAUUACAUGCAGAUCAAACGGCAGGCAAUCUAACUUUGAUAAUCUGUAGUUAGAUACACACAACAGGGAAGGCCCCACAACUGCAUACGUAUUGCAGCAUCAUUACAGCUGGAGCACAUUGUACAUGACACUGUGCAUUCCAACAGCGUGUGUAUGAUUUCUAAAGGAUUAUGGCAGCGUCUGGGAAACGUUACCUAGAAGGCGGAAGAGGCUGGGUUGUUGUAUUUGCGGCCUGUUUAGCAGAAUUCAUCAUCGUGGGAAGCUUGAAGGCUUUCGGUGUUCUUAUCACGGCCAUGAAGGAUGACUUCGAUACGGGACUGUGGGUCAUCGGCUCCAUUAAUUCCCUACACCUGGGAGUGCAGUUCAUUCUGACUCCUUUGGCCUCGGGUAUAGCGCGGAAAGUUGGAGGGCGCUUUGUGAUCUCUUGUGGCGGCCUACUCUUUGGACUUGGCGUGGUUCUGUCGUCGUUAACUCACCACAUUGCCUAUUUAGCUAUAACUCUUACAGUAAUUGCGGGUUCGGGCGCAGCAUGUACUUUGGAGAUAGUGCGUGCAGAGUUUGCCCUGUACUUCCACGAGAAGUACGACUUGGCCAUCUUUGUGUCUCUCCUCGGGGCUCCAAUUGGCUUUUUGCUGUAUGGACCAGCCACACAGGUCCUUUUGGACACCUACGGCUGGCGAGGUGCAAUGCUCAUACUUGGUGGCUUCGGUUUUCAUCUGACCUGCGCUGGUUUCUUGGUUAGAAGACCUCCUGGGAUAUACGCAACUAUCCCUAGUCAAGAUCUGUCAACCGAGAACGAGAUCUUGGAGCAAAGCGAGGACCACACCUGGGAGGAAAGCGAGGACCAAAUCUCAAAGCAAAGCGAGGACCAGAUCUCAAAGCAAAGCGAAGACCAGAUCUCAAAGCAAAGCGAAGACCAAUUCUUGAAGGAAAGCGAGGACCAGAUCUCAAAGGAAAGGGAAGAACACAUUUUGAAAGAAAGCAAGGACCAGAUCUCAAAGCAAAUCGAGGACCAAAUCUUGAAGCAAAGGGAGGACCAAAUCUCGCAGCAAAGCGAGGACCAGAUCUUGAAAGACAGCAAAUACCAGCUCUCGAAGCAAAGUGAGGACCAGAUCACGAAGCAAAGCGAGGGCAAGAUGAACGGAAAAGAAACCAAGGACCAGACCUCAGAGCAAAGUGUCCGAGGGCCUGAGCCUUGGAUGAAGUGGAUCGAAUCUAUCGUCUCAGCCACUGGUAUCGAAGUUUUCACAAGCUGUGACUUUGUGCUCUUGGCAGCCAUAAAGAUGUUCUACAGCAUUUCACUGGGCGGGAUCUUAGUGUAUAUGGUACCCAACGGUCUGGCUGUAGGCCUUACGAACACCCAGGCUUCUUUCCUGAGCACGGCAUUCGGUAUUGGUUGUUUUGCUGGUCCUGCUCUUGUGCUUUUAGUUUUGAAAAUAAAGUUGGCUUCGUGCCAUGUUGCUGCGAUGGUCGCAGUUGCUGUUACUGCUGUGGGUUUUGCCUUGGACCCUUUCAUUCCUUCCUUUGCAGGGCAGAUGGUCAAUACGUUCAUAAUAGCAGCUGGUAUAGCUGCUGUUAUUCAAGUGGUAAUGGUGCUGACGAGAUAUCUGCCUUUUACCGACGAUAAGUUCGUCAUCGUCUUGGGUUGGUUGGGCUUCCUGGGCGGCUUGGCAACUUCCGUUGGUGACACUCUGUCAGGCUUGCUCUAUGAAGUCACAAAGAGCUUCCGCGGGACCUUCUUCGUCUAUAGCGCCGCCAUGGUAGCCAGUGGAUUACUUCUUUUGUUGGACCUGUGCCGUGCCCGCUACCGUGAGCGGUGAAAAGACAACAAUUUACACUAAAGAUAGUGAGAUCCAUAAAGUAUACCAGGAAUAGUACAAUAGUGAGGCAGAUAGAGGACAUAUUUGGGGAAUUGUGCCUUUGAUGAUACCUGUACAAGUAUGGAAUUUGCCACGUAGUCAGAGUAUGUCUUAAGAAAGAUAACUGGCUGUAACAGAUUUGUCCUUUGAACAAAUCUAGGAAGAAUAACAAACAAUUUCCAAAUUUUACGAAAUGGCUGCCAUUACAUGUUAUUCCACCUAUAUUUUUUUCAAAGGACCAAUUUGCGAUGGCCCGUAGCCAAAUAUCGUUCUCAUGACAUCCUCUGACUGUGUGCCGAAUUCCAUGCUUGUAUCUUCAAAGGCACAAGCCCAUUACUUAUCUGUCGUACUACAAAUGGUUCAGAAACAAUUAUAAUUGAAGUACAAGAGUUUUGAAGUGUAUUUGUGUUACAGUCGAACCCUGAUAAGAAGAACACUGUUAAUACAACGUUAUGCUUAUAACAAGCACA
This is a messenger RNA of Patiria miniata (bat star), 2356 nucleotides long. RefSeq lists its product as uncharacterized. Bases 198 to 1847 code for a protein of 549 amino acids. Gene Ontology annotation, molecular function: monocarboxylic acid transmembrane transporter activity. The record is from RefSeq and is a predicted model, not a curated record. Gene Ontology annotation, biological process: transmembrane transport. The transcript is spliced from 4 exons. Lineage: Eukaryota; Metazoa; Echinodermata; Asteroidea; Valvatida; Asterinidae.